CUAAAGGAUAAAACUGUUAAAUAAUUUAAUUUUAAGUUUAGAUAUUCUUAGAAAAAAUAUUAUUUCUUAGUUUCAAAUUAUGAAGACCGUUUCCUAUUCCUGAACUCUUUAAAUCCAACAUGAUUCACGACGCUCUUUUAGUUUUGUGGGAUUGUUCUCAAGUAACAGAAGAGACAGCCAAAUGUCAGCAUUAUGCCAAUCAAGGAGAUUCAGAUGUCUACCAUAGGAUAUGCGAAAUUGCAAAGAGCCAUCACAGGAUUCAAAUCUUUGUGGAUAGCAUGAGUUUUCAUUGUAGAAAAUCACAUUCAGCCUCUUCCCGUACAACCGGUCUUUACGCUCAAGCUUUGAGUGAGGGCAUCACUGAGGUGCUCCAAUCCUACAAGAAAACUCUUCUUGAAGUGGAAGGACUAGUGAUGGGGAACCAUACCUACACAUUGUCAUUUGCCUAUAGUUAUGUUGAAAAAUACCAGGGCCUCUUUAAUACUUUAAACAGACUGAUCUCUACUAUUAAGGAAAGAAGACUGAAUGGAUGCCAGAUUUUGAGUUUGACUCAUCAGUAUAUAUUGAAUGGCAAUGAAAUGGUUCAUGAUGCUAUAAUUAAAAUCUUUGCAUACAUAAACAAUGUAUUCAUGAAUCAACUUUGCACCUGGCUGUUGUAUGGAGAACUAAGAGAUCCCUACCAAGAGUUUAUAAUCAUAUGCAGUAGAGAUGAGACUUCUGACACUUUUCUGUCCACCACUCCAUCAAGCACUAACACUGAUAAGACUCUUUUGAACAGCUUGCAGGAUACCUCUCUGGACUGUGGCUUCAUAUUGAACCCUAAAAUGAUACCUCAUUUCAUGCCACUUUCCCUCGCUCAGGAAAUACUAUUUAUCGGUAAAACCAUAAUUUUAUUCGGUUUUGAUCCGCAAAAGAUGAAAAAAGGUACUUCAAUGAAAACCCGGCCAAUGCUAUCUUUAAAGAAGUUUGGAGAUUCUAGAAGGUUUACAAUUUGGGAAGAUAAAGAAGCGGAAUUCCAUGAGAAAUUACAGAAAUUUAAAGAUCCUGAAUUAUUUGAGAUCUAUAACCUAAGAAAUGUAGUGAGGGAGAUCAAUGAGUGUGUUACUAAGCACCUUUGGACAGUAGCUGUGGAAGAGGCACAGUUGAUCCACGAGCUGCGACUGAUGAAGGAUUUCUACCUGUUAGGCAGAGGGGAGCUGUUCCUGGAACUGUUACGACUCACUGCACAUAUGUUAGAGAAGCCCACAACUCGAACUGGAACUAGAGAUAUGAACCAUGCAUUUCAAUUGGCAGCGAGAUCCGUGUUUCUAAGCAACAGUGCGGACAUUGAAAAGUUCAGCUUUGAACUGCCCUAUGUGAAGCCGAACACGUCUGUAAAUUCUACGGUGACAGAGGAAUCUUAUUCAGCCGCCGACGGUUGGUCCAGCUUAAUCCUGAAGUAUGACUUCAAGUGGCCUCUGCACUUGCUCUUCACGCCUGAGGUGCUUGCCCGGUACAACGACAUGUUCCGCUUACUGCUGAGGAUUAAGAAGACACAGCACGAUCUACACUCGCUGUGGAAGACUUAUAAGCAGUCUUCAAAUUUCGCCAUGUGCCAGCUCCACAACAAGCUGAUGUUCCUCAUAAACAACCUGCAGCACUACAUGCAGGCCGACGUGUUGGACACGUCCUAUUCCAAACUCAUGGACGCCGUCACCAAGACCAACGACUUCGAGAAGCUGAGGAAGGCUCACGCGAUAUUCCUCGCCGAUGUGUUGAGCCAGUCCUUCUUGACGAUUACUUCUUCAACCAACAGCGAGUACUCCGGCUCAGAGUCAACGGACUCCAUCAACAACCCCGUCUUCUGCAACAUUAUGGAGCUGCUCAAACUGUGCCAUUCCUUCUGCAGCAUGAGCAAUUCUGUUACUGAUAAAGAAUCUGAGGACUAUUACAUCAGGGGAUACUCUGAGAGAUUCAACAAAUUAGUGAAGCAACUAAUGCAACUUCUCCUAUCGCUGCGAGACCGGCCCUGCGGCAUUUACCUCGCUCGUCUACUGAUGCGUCUGGAUUACAACCGGUGGAUAAGUGGAGAGGCGCAGCUCACACAGUCUCUCACCAAUAUGCUACGAUCAGAGUUGGGCGUUAUUUAG
This is a messenger RNA of Cydia splendana, 2129 nucleotides long. It is a transcript of the gene Grip75, whose product is annotated as gamma-tubulin complex component 4. Gene Ontology annotation, molecular function: microtubule minus-end binding; gamma-tubulin binding. NCBI's taxonomy places the organism in Eukaryota, Metazoa, Arthropoda, Insecta, Lepidoptera, Tortricidae. The coding region runs from base 120 to 2129 and encodes 669 amino acids. Gene Ontology annotation, cellular component: equatorial microtubule organizing center; spindle pole; gamma-tubulin complex. Gene Ontology annotation, biological process: meiotic cell cycle; spindle assembly; cytoplasmic microtubule organization. The transcript has 12 exons. The record is from RefSeq and is a predicted model, not a curated record.